UUUGAUGGCUCUCCUAAUUUGUGCAGGGUUUUUUUAUUGCAGUGUUCCAUUUAUUUUAGUAAUUCUCUCCCUAGCUCUGAUAACUCUCGUAUUGCGUUUGUAGUUUCCCGCAUGACUGGUAAAGCGCUAGAUUGGGCUACAGCUGUAUGGUCUAACAUACAAUCUUGUACUUAUGAGCAGUUUUUUCAACAGCUUAGUACUAUUUUUGAUCAUCCACGUGAAGGCAAGUCUAGUGGAGAAUUACUGUUGAAACUCAAGCAAGGUAAUCGGUCUGUAGCUGAGUAUGCUUUAGAAUUUAGAACUCUGGCAGCUAGUAGCGGGUGGAAUGAGCCAGCUUUAGAGGUAAUGUUUAGAAAUGGUUUGAAUGCUGAUGUGCUAACUGAGCUAGCUUGCAAAGAUGAUAAUCUUGCUCUUGAUGAUUUGAUUAAGUUAGCUAUUCGUCUAGAUCAGCUAUUGCGUGAACGUAGACCCAGAAAAUUUUUUCAAAACGCUGGUUCAGUUACCCAUAGACCCCCCUCAAACACCACUCUCCCUUCUCCUCCUCAAACACCUCGGCACCAUCGUGACCUGGACAUGCUCCCGGAGCCCAUGCAGUGUGAUUCUUCCCGUCUGUCUCCAGAAGAAAGACUUCGUCGUCUACAUGGUGGUCUAUGUAUGUACUGUGGCGGGGCUGGUCACGUUUUACGUGAUUGUCGGUCCCGUCCGCAUAGACGUCAGGCGCUAAAGUGGUGAGUCUUCCCACUCAGGGGUUAGUUUCACGGUCUUUCUUAUUACCUGUUACACUCCACUGCCCUCCUUCUGUUUCUGUUUUCUCAGCCCUGAUUGACUCCGGUGCAGAGGGAAAUUUCAUCAACAAGGACAUCGUGGAUCAGCUGAGGAUUGCUACUUCACCAUUGGAAUUGGCACUGAAGGUUUCUGCACUGGAUGGGGGUCCCGUAGGUUCUGGAACUAUUUCCUACAAGACUGAGCCUGUUAAGGAGUCUCAUCCGACGUCCCUGCUGUCGAUGAUUGGAUGAAGAGAAGUGAGGAGGUAUGGGAACAUACUCAUCAACGCAUUGAGACUGCCCUUCGUCGCCAAAAGGAUAAAGCGGAUCGCCAUCGUGGAGAAACUCCCUCCUAUCAACCCGGGGACAGAGUCUGGUUAUCCACUCGUGAUCUUCGAACUUCAGAGGGAAGUAAAAAACUUUCUCCCAAGUACAUAGGCCCUUACAAGAUUCUGAAACAAAUCAAUGAAGUUACUUAUCGUUUAGACUUGCCCCAUCAUUCUCGUCUGUCUAAUUCGUUCCAUGUUUCUUUGCUUAAACCUGUUAUUUCAGGUCCGUUGGACGAGGCCACGCCUGGUGAAACUCCUCCACCUCCGGUGACUGUUGAUGGGUCGACCAUGUAUGUUGUUCGGCAGUUGCUGGACUCGCGGCGGCGUGGGGGCACUCUCCAGUACCUGGUCGACUGGGAGGGGUAUGGUCCAGAGGAGAGAAGCUGGAUCCCUGCUUCUCAUAUGUCAGAUCCUGGCUUGGUUGCUGAUUUCCAUCAGCGUCACCCCGAGAAACCGGCUCCUCGUCCUAGAGGUCGACCUCGAUGCAGAUCUCCCAGUUCAUCCAGCGCUCGUCCCAGGGUCCGUCCUGCAUGCCGAUCUCUGAGCUCAUCAGGUGCCCGUCCUGGUAGUCGUCCGAGAGGUCGCCCAAGGAAAUCCAGUUCGGUCCAGCAACGUCGUGGCGUCAGUAGGUCACCCGGAGACGUCACCGGGGAGUUGGCUGCGAGUCGUCCCGGGCAGCCUCGCUCCUCGGCCUGCCCUGACUCUUUGGGGGGGUACUGUCACGCCUGCCACAGACUCUGUAGUUCCUUUCUCUGACUCUGCCGUUCCCGUCUAUGGACAAUCCCCGGUCCGGAACUACACCUCCCAGCAUGCCCCUGUCAACACCAUGGAUACUAAUGGAUAUUAUAUAACUAUACUAAUGAGUAUUGUUUAACUAUACUAAUGAGUAUUAUAUCAUUACACUAAUGAGUAUUGUUUAACUAUACUAAUGAGUAUUAUAUCAUUAUACUAAUGAGUAUUGUUUAACUAUA
Astyanax mexicanus (Mexican tetra) is the source of this 2064-nucleotide messenger RNA. RefSeq lists its product as uncharacterized. Gene Ontology annotation, molecular function: DNA binding. Bases 1013 to 1849 code for a protein of 278 amino acids. The transcript is spliced from 2 exons. Lineage: Eukaryota; Metazoa; Chordata; Actinopteri; Characiformes; Acestrorhamphidae. The record is from RefSeq and is a predicted model, not a curated record.